This is a messenger RNA of Peromyscus leucopus (white-footed mouse), 737 nucleotides long. RefSeq names its product odorant-binding protein 2b-like. Bases 36 to 563 code for a protein of 175 amino acids. The transcript is spliced from 7 exons. Gene Ontology annotation, molecular function: small molecule binding. The record is from RefSeq and is a predicted model, not a curated record. NCBI's taxonomy places the organism in Eukaryota, Metazoa, Chordata, Mammalia, Rodentia, Cricetidae.
GUGACCUGCCUUGUGUGAGAGCCCAGCGACUGGAGAUGAAGAACCUCCUGAUCUUCUUGCUUCUGGGGCUGGUGGCUGUCCUGAAGGCCCAGGAAGUCCCAUCGGAUGACCAGGAGGAGCUUUCUGGAACCUGGCACAUAAAGGCCUUGGUAUGUGACAAGAACCAUACAGAGAGGGAGGGCCCCAAGAAAGUGUUCCCUAUGACGGUGACAGCCCUGGAAGGUGGGGACUUGGAGGUCGAGAUAACAUUCUGGAAGAAGGGUCAGUGUCACAAGAAGAAAAUUGUGAUGCACAAAACUGACGAGCCCAGAAAAUACACUGCCUUCAAGGGCAACAAGGUCAUCUAUAUUCAGGAGCUUUCUGUGAAGGACCACUACAUCUUCUACUGUGAAGGACAGCGUCAUGGGAAGUCACAUCGCAUGGGGAAACUCGUGGGGAGAAACCCUGAGGAAAACCCAGAGGCCUUGGAAGAAUUUAAGAAAUUUGUACAGGGCAAGGGACUACGACAGGAAAACAUCUUGGUGCCUGAGCAGAGGGAUCAGUGCAUCCCUGAGAGUGACUAGGCCGAUCAUGGAUGCACUUGCUGGUCUUGCUCCAACAUCAACACAGUUCUGAGACAUCCUUGGACCUCCCCUCCCCUGGACCACUUUCCCCACCAUCACUGCUGAACUUCCCUGCUACCUCAGCUCCACCCAUCCCCAAUACCAGCUUACUCCUAAUAAAAUAUCUCAGCAUCA